CAUCAUGAUGAUGUGGUCUAACUUCUUCAUGCAAGAGGAGGACCGCCGUCGAGCAGCUGUGGGACGGCGUCGUGCCCAGGGACAGCAGAAUCUUGGCUUGACUCCGGAACUCGAGGGCAAGAUCAAGCUAGUGUUGCUGUUGGCUGCCGUGGGUGCUACCCUGGCUGUGCUGUCGGUGGGCACCGAGUUCUGGGUGGAAUUUAAUACAUACAAGACCAACGGCAGCACCGUCUGUGAGGCUGCCCAUAUGGGGCUGUGGAAGGUGUGCAUCAAGCGACUGUGGCAGGCGGACGUGCCCGCGAGCAGGGAGACCUGUGGCCCGGCUGAGCUGCCAGGAGAAGCAAACUGCACCUACUUCAAAUUCUUCACCACAGGGGAGAAUGCACGCAUCUUCCAGCGAACCACCAAGAAAGAAGUAAACCUGGCAGCUGCCGUGAUAGCUGUACUGAGCCUGACAGCCAUGGCCUUGGGCUGCCUCUGUGUCAUCAUGGUGCUCAGCAAAGGUGCAGAGUUCCUGCUCCGCUUGGGAGCCGUCUGCUUUGGCCUCUCAGGCCUGCUGCUCUUGGUCAGCUUGGAGGUGUUCCGGCAUUCCGUUAGAGCCCUGCUUCAAGGAGCCAGCCCUGACACUCCCCCGGCUCCACGCCUGACCUAUGAGUAUUCCUGGUCCCUGGGGUGCAGUGUGGGUGCUGGCCUGAUUCUGCUGCUGGGGGGAGCCUGUUUCUUGCUGCUCUCCCUGCCUUCCUGGCCGUGGCGGUCACUGUGCCCCAAGCGGGGGGACCCAACCACCUAGAGCCCUAGAGCCCUGGCCUGCUUUCUGCAGGCAUCUGCCAAGCCUGCCUCAGCUUCCAUCUUUCUCCUCAAGACUUUCCAUCUCUCUUCUAGAGAGACUGUUCUUCCCACUCUGGGGGUCCAUUUUACAAAACAUCUUGGCCCCUCAUUUUCUCUCUGUAAAUAACACUUUUGGGGGUGCAGGAGAGAUGGCUCAGUAGGUAAAGUACUUGCUGAGCAAGUCAUGAGGACUUGGGUUUGGGCUUCCAGAACACACUUUAAAUACCAAAUCAGUGGUACAUGUCUGUAAUCCCCGGGGUUGGGAAUAGAGACUGGGGGAAUCAUGGCACUUAGUGGCCAGAGAGCGUGGCCAAUGAAUUAGGUCCACGUUCAGUGAGAGACCCUGUCUCAAAAAAUAAGUUGGAAGCCACGGAGGAAGAUGCCUCAUGCUGAACUCUGACCCCCUCCCAAUGCACAUGUGCACGCACGCAUGCACAUGUGUGCACGUGUAUACACACACACACACACACACACUUUCUUGGUAGCUGAAUUUGGGUUGCUUGGGGGAGGAUGAGAAGAAGCUAUGUGCAAAUGCGGGCUUCCUGGAGAACCUUCCAGGGACCUGUUGGGGAGAUGGCUAUAAGCUGGUGGGAGGGCAGGGGUCCCAGAAGGAUGGGGGGGGCUUCCUUGUCUGAGUCUGUGUUGAUUCAUUUGAGGGAGAGAUGUCCUCCGCCGGCCUGGUGGGGCA
Molecule: messenger RNA, 1516 nt
Organism: Alexandromys fortis (reed vole)
Lineage: Eukaryota; Metazoa; Chordata; Mammalia; Rodentia; Cricetidae
Gene: Cacng6
Product: calcium voltage-gated channel auxiliary subunit gamma 6
Exons: 4
Coding region: 5-790 (261 amino acids)
Biological process (GO): regulation of calcium ion transmembrane transport via high voltage-gated calcium channel; calcium ion transport
Cellular component (GO): L-type voltage-gated calcium channel complex; membrane
Molecular function (GO): calcium channel regulator activity
Source: RefSeq, a predicted model, not a curated record